AUGGCGACAACGACUGCUACUCAAAUUGAACUUCAAUCCUUUCCCAAUGAUUCUUCACCUUGGGUUCCAGGUACAAGAGGUGAAUCCGAUCUCGAAGAUAUCAGACAAGAUACAACUCCACCCACAAACGCUGUAGAAGCUUUACAGAGCUGGAAUUAUCCCCCCGAGAAUGUUUUUCGAGUGGGAGCUUCAUUUUGGGCUUUCUUUCUCAUGGGAAUGAAUGAUGGUUCUUAUGGUCUGGAACAAUAUUACCAUUUAUCCUACACCAUCAUAUCUCUGAUCUUCCUCUCCCCUUUUGCGGGCUACACAUUCGCAUCCUUAAUCAAUGAUUCUGUACAUGUGCAUUUUGGUCAACGAGGUGUAGCCAUCAUCGCAGGACUGUGUCAUCUCAUUUCCUACAUAGUAUUAUCUCUUCAUCCCCCAUAUCCAGUUCUCGUCGUCAUGUUUAUCUUCGUGGGAGUGGGUAAUGGACUUUUGGAUGCAGCUUGGUGUGCGUGGAUUGGUAAUAUGGUAAGUGCGAAUCAGGUGCAGGGAUUUUUACAAGCUUGUUAUUCAUUGGGUGGGACGGUUGCACCUUUGAUCUCCGCGGCAAUGUUGGCUAAAGCGGGAUUGGAGUGGUAUUAUUUUUACUAUAUUAUGACAGCAGUAGCAGCCACUGGGCUCAUUAUCUCUACCUGGGCCUUCUGGGCGCAAACUGGUCAUGUAUAUGCAUUAGAGAAUCCUCGAGAUGCAAAUACCAAGACAGGAAGACUUAGAGAAGCAUUAAGUCAUAAAUUGACUUGGAUCUUCGCUGGCUUCAUCUUUGGUUACGUAGGAGCUGAAGGUAUUUCCUCUCAACAACGGCAUACUUUCACAUUAUUGACAAAUAUCACAGUAUCCCUCGGAGGUUGGAUCGUGACCUUCAUGACCCAAGUCCGCUCUGGUACAACCUUCUCUUCAUCCCUUACCUCCACAGGUUUCUGGGCCGGCAUGACAGUCGGCCGUAUGUGUCUAGCUUUCUUGACCGCCUGGCUCGGUGAAUUCACAUCUGUGCUCGUCUACCUCGGAAUUUGCUUCGUUCUCGAACUACUUUUCUGGCUCAUUCCUUCAUUCUACGUCUCAGCCGUCGCAGUAGCACUUCUAGGCAUGUUUCUCGGUCCAUUAUUUCCAACAGCUAUUGUACUGGUAACGAAACUCAUGCCAAAAGAGCUACAUGUCGGGAGUGUUGGAUUUGCGACUGCGUUCGGAGGAAGUGGAGGAGCAGUAUUUCCAUUUAUUGUAGGGGCACUAGCGCAAGCUAAGGGAGUAAAAGCAUUGCAGCCGGUUGUGUUGGCGCUAAUAGUGGCGAUUUCUGGUCUAUGGAUGUUGGUUCCUAGGAAAGGAAAAAGAUAUGAGGAUAACCGGGAGAGGGAGUCCGGAGAAGGAGUCUUGAUGCCAAAUUGA
Messenger RNA from Sclerotinia sclerotiorum 1980 UF-70, 1422 nucleotides. RefSeq lists its product as hypothetical. Bases 1 to 1422 code for a protein of 473 amino acids. Gene Ontology annotation, molecular function: transmembrane transporter activity. Gene Ontology annotation, cellular component: membrane. Gene Ontology annotation, biological process: transmembrane transport. The record is from RefSeq and is a predicted model, not a curated record. NCBI's taxonomy places the organism in Eukaryota, Fungi, Ascomycota, Leotiomycetes, Helotiales, Sclerotiniaceae. The transcript has 3 exons.